Chionomys nivalis (European snow vole) is the source of this 1525-nucleotide messenger RNA. It is a transcript of the gene Tfap2a, whose product is annotated as transcription factor AP-2 alpha. Gene Ontology annotation, cellular component: nucleus. NCBI's taxonomy places the organism in Eukaryota, Metazoa, Chordata, Mammalia, Rodentia, Cricetidae. The record is from RefSeq and is a predicted model, not a curated record. Gene Ontology annotation, molecular function: RNA polymerase II transcription regulatory region sequence-specific DNA binding; DNA-binding transcription factor activity, RNA polymerase II-specific. The coding region runs from base 51 to 1370 and encodes 439 amino acids. The transcript has 7 exons. Gene Ontology annotation, biological process: regulation of cell population proliferation; anatomical structure development; regulation of transcription by RNA polymerase II.
GCUCCGCUGGGGUGCGAGGCGCAGAGGGGCAAAUCCGAUCACGCCGAUCCAUGAAAAUGCUUUGGAAACUGACGGAUAAUAUCAAGUACGAAGACUGUGAGGACCGUCACGACGGCACCAGCAACGGGACUGCACGGUUGCCCCAGCUGGGCACUGUAGGUCAAUCUCCCUACACCAGCGCCCCGCCGCUGUCCCAUACCCCCAAUGCCGACUUCCAGCCUCCCUACUUCCCCCCGCCCUACCAGCCCAUCUACCCUCAGUCGCAAGAUCCUUACUCCCACGUCAACGACCCCUACAGCCUGAACCCCCUGCACGCCCAGCCACAGCCGCAGCACCCGGGCUGGCCCGGCCAGAGGCAGAGCCAGGAGUCUGGGCUCUUGCACACGCACAGGGGGUUACCCCACCAGCUGUCGGGCCUAGACCCUCGCAGGGACUACCGGCGGCACGAGGACCUCCUGCACGGCCCACACGGGCUCGGUUCCGGGCUCGGGGACCUCCCGAUCCACUCCUUACCUCACGCCAUCGAGGACGUCCCGCACGUAGAAGACCCGGGUAUUAACAUCCCAGAUCAAACUGUAAUUAAGAAAGGCCCUGUGUCCCUGUCCAAGUCCAACAGCAACGCCGUCUCCGCCAUCCCCAUCAACAAGGACAACCUCUUCGGUGGCGUGGUGAACCCCAACGAAGUCUUCUGUUCAGUUCCGGGUCGCCUGUCGCUCCUCAGCUCCACCUCGAAGUACAAGGUCACGGUGGCGGAAGUACAGCGGCGCCUCUCACCGCCCGAGUGUCUCAACGCCUCGCUGUUGGGCGGAGUGCUGCGGAGAGCGAAGUCUAAGAAUGGAGGAAGAUCUUUAAGAGAAAAACUGGAUAAAAUAGGAUUAAAUCUGCCAGCAGGGAGACGCAAAGCUGCCAAUGUUACCCUGCUUACAUCUCUAGUGGAAGGAGAAGCAGUGCACCUAGCCAGGGACUUUGGGUACGUGUGCGAAACUGAAUUUCCUGCCAAAGCAGUAGCGGAAUUUCUCAACCGACAACAUUCCGAUCCCAAUGAGCAAGUGACAAGAAAAAACAUGCUCCUGGCUACAAAACAGAUCUGCAAAGAGUUCACUGACCUGCUGGCCCAGGACCGAUCUCCCCUGGGGAACUCGCGGCCCAACCCUAUCCUGGAGCCUGGCAUCCAGAGUUGCUUGACCCACUUCAACCUCAUCUCCCAUGGCUUCGGCAGCCCGGCGGUGUGUGCAGCGGUCACCGCCCUGCAGAACUAUCUCACCGAGGCCCUCAAGGCCAUGGACAAAAUGUACCUCAGCAACAACCCCAACAGCCACACGGACAACAGCGCCAAAAGCAGUGACAAAGAAGAGAAACACAGAAAGUGAGGCUCUCCUCCCACCCCGCGCCCACCCGCCUCACCGGCCCGCGCCCCCACUCGCCCUUCCCCCACCCGGCAGGUGACCGCUCCGGGACCAGUCACUCCUAAUGCUGCUGCUACGCCGCGCUGCCGCGCCGCCCCUCGUCCCCGGUCCUCGGGACU